Molecule: messenger RNA, 4428 nt
Organism: Sebastes umbrosus (honeycomb rockfish)
Lineage: Eukaryota; Metazoa; Chordata; Actinopteri; Perciformes; Sebastidae
Gene: l3mbtl1b
Product: L3MBTL histone methyl-lysine binding protein 1b
Exons: 23
Coding region: 572-3124 (850 amino acids)
Biological process (GO): regulation of DNA-templated transcription
Cellular component (GO): nucleus
Molecular function (GO): zinc ion binding; protein binding
Source: RefSeq, a predicted model, not a curated record
AGGGGAACCAACCGCUCCUCAACGGUUAUAUGGAACGCACUGCGGUCCCUAACGUUCUAAGUUCUAAGAAGGAUAAGUACUUCUUAGAGGCUGUAGUGAACAAAGGGGGGGAAUAUGAGCUACCAGUCCAUCGGUAGUAGUACUCGUCAUAUCGGCGCUGAACGGAGUGUUUUUGGGGCGUGUUAUAAGUGUAAACAGGCCUGGUAUUGACCACCGAUAGUAAACUGAACUUUUCAGAGACCCUAAAGUUGUCAGGCAGCGCAGCAUCUAUCACGCAUGCGCACCCUUCUUUAUCCAGCUCUAAAGCGAAAUAAAGAGUUAAAACCAGAAACGAGAUUGUCCUUUAAGCUGCAUCCAGUCCCGAUGCUACACGGCUAGCCCGGCUCUAGCAGCCUCUCUCAGGCUCAGUGCAGAUGAACGGGGAGUGGAGCUAGCUCGCCUGGUAGCUUCAUGUCAGCGCUAGCUAUAGCAACCUGGGGCUGACACAUUCCGUGACAAGAGCGAGGGGGAAAGUGAAGAAAAUACCUCGAGUGGCGGAAAACACAAAGUUGGGGAUAUCAGAGGAGUGGGAAUGACCGACACUCCGCCCAGUGAUGGCCCCUCCCAGGGAGCUGAGUUUGAUAUGAUGGGUGCGCUGGAUUGGAAGGAUGGUAUAGCCACGCUGCCGGGCAGUGACAUCAGGUUUCGCAUGACAGAGUUUGGGACUCUUGAGAUCGUCACAGACCUAGAGGUCAAAGGGCAGAAGAAAGAGCCGAAACGCCAGACCUUGGACCCAGCACAGUCUCACACUCCCACCCCUCCACCAGAGGGCCAACCACAGACUGGCACUGCCACAGCUCCAGCCAAACAGAGUCAGCCAGGAUCGUCUCAAGCUAAAGCCCCCGGUCCUGUGCUUCUGUCUUUAGAGGAGGGCCCCAGUAUGGAGGGCCCCAGUGUGGAGGUUGGUCCCAGUGUUGAGGUUGGCUCUAGCGCAGACACGGGCCCCAAUGGGGAGCUGUCAAGGUGCCGGGCCUGUGGUGGCCGUGUUCCCCGGGACGCCCUCCUUCAGGGCAAAUUCUGUAGCUCCAUUUGUGCCCAGCCCUCCAGCGGCAGCAAAAUCGUUCUUUUCUACAGAUCGUCUCCAGGGGAAGCAAGGGAGAGUCAAGCAAUUGAGGGUGAGAGGCUGGGUAAACGUGUGCGCAAAAAGAGGAAGAUCUAUAUGGAUUCUGGUGAUGAAGAGGAAGACAAUCAAGAGGAACCAGAGGAAAAGGCCAAGACUACCAAAGGACGAAGAGGUGCCAAAAUUGCUAAACUGGUGACUGCCCCCGCCAAUAAGAAACGGGCAUGGAGCUGGCCUGCUUACUUGGAAGAGGAGAAGGCCAUCGCUGCUCCUGUUAAACUAUUCAAAGAGCACCAGUCGCUUCCUCAAAGCAGGAACAGUUUUAAGGUGGGAAUGAAGCUGGAGGGGCUGGACCCGUCUCACCCGUCUCUGUUCUGUGUUCUCUCUGUUGCAGAGAUACAAGGCUACAGGGUAAGGCUCCACUUUGAUGGUUACCCAGAAUGCUACGACUUCUGGGCCAAUGCCGACUCGUGGGAUAUGAAGCCAGCAGGCUGGUGUGAGAAGAAUGGGCAUAAGUUAUUGUUGCCUAAAGGUUGUAAGGAUGGAGAGUUUAAUUGGAGCAUGUACGUGAAGAACUGUAGAGGUCAGCUGGCCCCAAAACACCUUUUCAAGAGCCUCAACACAUCUGUGACGCCGUCUGGAUUUAGAGCAGGGAUGAAGCUGGAGGCGAUCGACAGGAAGAACCCAUCGUUGAUCUGCGUAGCAACCAUUGCUGCUGUUGUUGACAACCGACUGCUCAUUCAUUUCGACAACUGGGAUGACACAUAUGAUUAUUGGUGUGACGCUAGCAGUCCAUACAUCCAUCCUGUGGGAUAUUGUGAAGAGGCUGAGCUAACUCUGACCACGCCAGCUGGUAAGACACAGACCAAGACACACAUGGAAUAUAAACAACCCAAGAGUUUCUCAUGGGAGAAAUACCUGGAAGAGACGGGCACACAGGCUGCUCCUGCUCGGGCUUUCAAACCACGACCUCCACAUGGCUUCCAGUUUGGGAUGAAAGUGGAAGCUGUGGAUAAGAGGAACCCCAUGCUCAUCCGUGUUGCAACCAUAGUGGACACAGAGGACCACCGACUAAAGAUUCAUUUUGAUGGCUGGAGCUCAGAGUAUGACUAUUGGGUGGAGACAGACUGCCCUGAUCUACACCCUGUAGGGUGGUGUCAGAAAACCGGACACCCACUACAAUACCCAAACGGCUCCAGUGAUUUAGUGACUGCCCCAGGACAAGGAUGUCCUACCCCAGGAUGCAACGGUGUUGGCCACAUUAGAGGACCUCGCUAUGGGACCCACUACACUCAGGUGAGCUGUCCCUACUCGGAGUUGAAUCUGAACAAGGAGGGCUUGCUGCCAGACCGCCUCAGUGGAGAACGACCCCUCGCCCUCAGUGGACCUCAUCCACGCGGGCGACGCCCGGAUCCUAACACGAACACGAACACCACGACACAGACCUCCUCGACGCCAGACCAGCCGGAAGGAGCUGAAGACUCUCAGAACAGGAAACCGGUGACAGUGGAAGCUGAGCGUGUAGGACGCAACACUCAGCCGGAGCCACCGGGUGGAGCCAGCGAGCAGAGCCACAAUGGAACAAGGCCUAAACGGACUGCUCCAGUUCCCAAAUACCUGAAAAUGCACUACGUUAAAGAGGAGAUUGGCGAAAGUAAAGCCUCUCCAGACGCCAUCUCUCUCCAGCAGGCCCUCCACGAGUCCGUGUUCUCCCCCGGCAUCUCGGCCUCUCCGCCCCACCGGGUGGCUCUCUGCUGGGACAAACACUGCCAGCUGCUGCCUGAGGUCCUGGGGCUGACUGCCAAGAGAGUGGCCACUUGGAGCGCUGAGGAGGUGGCCACUUUUGUCAAAGGACUCCCAGGAUGUAAAGAACAUGCUGCUACAUUUAAAACAGAGCAAAUAGAUGGCGAGGCCUUCCUACUGCUCACCCAAGCGGACAUCGUCAAGAUCCUGUCCAUCAAGUUAGGACCCGCCCUGAAGAUCUACAACUCCAUCCUCAUGUUGAAGAACGCAGAUGAAGAGUAAGAUCCGACUCUUAAGACUGACGAGGAAUCACUCCCUCCUAACCGGCCCCUCUGCUCCGGUUUCAUCAACACUCAGCUAUAAGACAUUUUGAUAAAAUCAGUGUCGAGCUCCUGCAUUGCGAGAGAAACAAGUGGAAGCCAUCAUCUCAGAAAAACGUCCAUCCGUCUCCCCUCUCCCUCCUCUCUCUAUGAUGGAUCGUACUGAUCAACCGGAGGGAGAGUUCCACAUGAGGAUUCCUCGACUAAUAUCGUGUUUGUUUACUGAAUCAUUUAAAAAAAAAAAAAGCUACAGGCACCUUCAAUGCUUCUUAACAUUGUACAGUUUAUGACUUGGAUCUAGUGUCACCAUUCUGUUGAAUUUCCCGUUUUAUUUGAACUGUAACGGUGCUUGAGCUCAGAGCAGACGGAACAAGAGUGUUUGUGCUAUGUUGCAUUUUACUUGCCAACAGAUAAUUUUUUUUGUUUUUAAAACAAGCUGCAAAAUACAAUCGUGAGGUGGCGAGAGGUUUUUAAAAUGUGAAACCCAGUGGAGCAGAAGCACUAUGUAGUUCAGCCGUUCUCCUCUAGAUGGAGAACGAGGGCCGCUCCACAGGCCCGAAGGCAAAAGAGAGUUUGAUUAAAUUGGAGUUGGCUGAAGCUUAGAUUGAAUGGGGGAUGGUAAAGACUUUGUGUGUGUUGUGUGUGCAAGUGUGACUAAGAGUGUUUGAGAAAUGAGGAUGUAAUUUCCCACCAGCCCGUGUGUGUUGCUUUUCUGGAUCAGAGGGUUGUUUUGUGAUGUGCAGGGCUAAGGGCUACAUGUUAAAUCAAGCGGUCUUUUAAGGUGGAACGAGAAAACAAACCAGCUUUGUAUCUGCUUUUUUUUUGUUUUCGGGAAUGGCACAUGAAUAUGAAUGUUUAAAAAAAAAAAACAGCUUUUAGUUGUUUUGUUGAUAUUAUCUUGUUUGGUUCAUUCACAUUGUAAAUAGUAUACAGCUACAAAAAGGACUGUCCUCGCUCCUGCUCGGUUAUGCAAAGGCUUGAACAUCUGUCCACAGGGAUUGUGACAGUGGACUGAUGAAUACGAGCCUCGAUUCAUACAAAGAUUUUGAGAAAAAAAAAGAAAACAAACCUUGUCAGUGUCUUUGUAAAUCAGCGUGUACUUCAGCAAGUUGGAAUGUGUACAUCGGCAACUGUUUAUAUGCAAACGGCUUUUAUUUAUGUAUUCUAAUUUAAAGGGUAAUGGUACGCUGUUUUUGGCUCCGAGGUAAGCUGUGGCUGUUUGAUGGAAAGUGUGUGAAUGGGUGAAAAUAAAUGAGAUGCACACUG